UGAGAGUCUCUCUGGCUUGUGUUUUCUGUUUCCUGUAAUUGAGAUUCCAGUACGUUGCCAGGGGCAGCUUUGGACAAAUAAACAGAAGAUUCGAGUUGUUCGUAAUUUUUUGAAAACAUCAGAAUGUCUGACAUUGCAAAAGACAAAGCUGCUCGCUUACUAAGGAAGACUGGUAGCUUUUCUUCACUCAGCAGCUAUGAUGUCAAAGUAAAGGAAAGCAGGCGAAAACAAAAGGACUCCAUGAGCACUGUGUCUUAUAUGGAUGAUCCAGGUCACCAUGAUGAUAUUCCACGGCCCACACAACAAAUGGAAAAUACGUAUCAGUUACAUCCUACCAAAUAUUUCCCAGGGGCUAUUGUGAACAGUAUUCUCAAAGAUGUCCUGCCCAGCUACCUGCAGGAAGAGAAAUAUGAGCCGGAACUCUGCAGGCAAAUGACAAAGACCAUUUCAGAAGUGAUAAAAGCCCGUGUAAAGGAUCUCAUGAUUCCACGAUACAAGAUAAUUGUUUUAAUCCAUAUUGGACAGCUGAAUGAACAGAGUGUUCGCGUCGGCAGCCGCUGUCUUUGGAAUUCCGAUACGGACACGUUUUCGUCUUUCUCUUUCUGCAACCAGUCUCUCUUUGCUGUUGCCAAUGUUUUUGCAGUGUACUUUGAGUGAAAUGUACCUGUAUGAUAUAAUGAAAAGUUGCAAUAGCCCUAAAUAUUAAGUGUCUACUCCAAGAUCCUUUCAGAAGGAAAAAAAUAUGCUAUUUGAUAUCAAUGACAUUCACCCAAGGCUGGAGACCACUUCAGUCUGUCUGUCCUCAUUUGUAGGUGCCAGUGAACUUCCGACAAUCUUGCCCCGACUGUGGGAUAUUAAGCAACUGGGAUUUAGACUUGUUUUCUUUUCUUGCUAGCAAAGGAAGGGAAGAAAAUGAUAUUUGAGUGUGGAGCUUUCCCAGCUUGCAUAUAAGCAACUGAACAAGCCUAAUUGAUAAAGAAACAUAAUGAAAGCUUUAUACUUUUUAAUAGUGCCUUCACAGCAACUAAGCAGACCAAUGUGCUUUCCAGCCAUUUAAGUCCUUUUUAAAGUAUUGUGGGAAGUUCUGCAACUAAUUUGCACAUAGACAGGAAUGUAAUUAACAGUCAAGAUUAUUUAUUUUGUGAUACUAUGGAAUAAAUAUCGGCCAGGAUAUUAGGGAUAAUUCAGAAACUAGGAGCAGGAGUAGAUGGUUUGGCCCUUUUGAGCCUGUUCUGCCAUUCAUUAUGAUCAUUGCUGAUCAUCGGCUCAGUAACCUGUUCCUGCUUUUUCACUGUACCCUCUGAUGCCUUUACCCCUCAGUGCUGAAUUCAACACCUCGAAGUCCCCUGCUGUUUUUUUUCUAAACGUGCUGUUGGUUAUUUUGUCUACCUAAGAUGACAGACCAGAACUUUGAUUUAACAUCUCAUCCAAAAUAGUGUUUCUAAUGGCACGGUAUUCUGUCACCGCUAAACUAGUGUGUGUCAGCUUCAUUCUUAUGUGCUCAUCUGAGAAUUUGAGGCCCUCUCUCUAUGUACUUGAACAACUAUUGAUCCCAUUUGUGAUUUUUGUCCCCUUCCUCUCAUCUAGAAUUAACUGGCAGUAUAAUUAAAACAGAUAGUUCAUUGUGUAAAGAACCACAGGCACAUAUUUGAUUACUGUUGUUUUUGUAUGCUGUUUAUUCUGAGAGCAUUCUUUUCCAAGAAAGGCAUCAGUUGGAAUUGUGGGUCUCCAUUAUCUUGACCUGUUGCUGAGCUAAUACUACACAACCAUUUUGUAUGCUGAAGAACCUUUAUAGUCUCAUUGUUAAAUAUAACGUGAUUUUUGACCUAAAAUUCAUAUUCAGAACAUUACAAUUCAAAAAGGUAAUAAAUUAUUGAAUUGCUUCAUUGCAAAUGUUGAAUUCCAAAUCAAAAACAUUUCACCAGUGUGUUUUAAAUGAGCAUCAGAUAUGUUUCUAAGCUGUAAUAACAUAUAACUCACUUAAUUAAGUCAUCGAAUCUAUCUGUAGAAACUGAUUAUCAAACUUGCAGCUUCAAUUAUUUUCACCAAUGCUGUUCACUUGAGACGUGGUGAGAGCUGAUUAGGGUGUUGGAAAUCUUUUAUCUAUUUUUUUCCUGGUCUGAUUAAUGAUUUCUUUCUUCAGACUGGUAUGUUAGUUUCUUAUAAAAUUUGUUUUAUUCA
Stegostoma tigrinum is the source of this 2181-nucleotide messenger RNA. It is a transcript of the gene dynlt5, whose product is annotated as dynein light chain Tctex-type family member 5. The record is from RefSeq and is a predicted model, not a curated record. Gene Ontology annotation, molecular function: dynein intermediate chain binding. Gene Ontology annotation, cellular component: cytoplasmic dynein complex; cytoplasm. The transcript has 5 exons. Gene Ontology annotation, biological process: microtubule-based movement. Bases 124 to 657 code for a protein of 177 amino acids. NCBI's taxonomy places the organism in Eukaryota, Metazoa, Chordata, Chondrichthyes, Orectolobiformes, Stegostomatidae.